Molecule: messenger RNA, 643 nt
Organism: Guyanagaster necrorhizus
Lineage: Eukaryota; Fungi; Basidiomycota; Agaricomycetes; Agaricales; Physalacriaceae
Exons: 2
Coding region: 32-526 (164 amino acids)
Source: RefSeq, a predicted model, not a curated record
CUUACCUAUCAUAAGUCCUAUACAUACACCGAUGAGUCAAAGGUUGAAUGCCUCGAAGAAUUUCUGGGUCCGCGUCGACGAAGUCAACUCUGGUCAAUACGAUGAACUCCCGUCCCCUCCCCAGCAAAACCAUGUUGAAGGCAUAUUGGCGAACUGGAAGUCUCCUGGAGGCUUAGGUGUAGCCGUUGUAAAGGGUGGCGAUGAUGGCGGGUGGUACGCUGAAACGAAAGGAUACGGGUACGCGACGCUGGGCGGGAGCAAGGUAUCGGAAGAUACACUCUUCUGCAUUAGUUCUAAUUCCAAACUUUUCAAUGUCCUUGCGACUGGCCUUCUUAUUUCCAACGAAAGCCUCGUUCCCAGGAUUUCCUGGGACACCAGGAUCGCGGAUAUCGUCCCCGAGUGGGAACUGAGGGAUCCGGACCUCCCUCGGGAUGACUUGAUGUAUUCCUGGAUGGAUGAUAUACACUCUUUGGUAAACACUCUUGCUUCACCGAUUGCUUUUCAGCUAGAACUUAGGGGCAUGUAGCUCGCCAGAUUCAAGUUCCUCCGGCCAUCGACAGAGAACGGCAUGUUAGUGUUCAUCUCCCAGUUGUUCUCCUUUUCUCCUUCCUGAAUGCUCCCUAGAAUGAAGGCAGCUACAGCA